This is a messenger RNA of Penicillium verhagenii, 909 nucleotides long. RefSeq names its product SDR family oxidoreductase. The transcript is spliced from 4 exons. Gene Ontology annotation, molecular function: acylglycerone-phosphate reductase (NADP+) activity; triacylglycerol lipase activity. NCBI's taxonomy places the organism in Eukaryota, Fungi, Ascomycota, Eurotiomycetes, Eurotiales, Aspergillaceae. Gene Ontology annotation, cellular component: endoplasmic reticulum; lipid droplet. The record is from RefSeq and is a predicted model, not a curated record. Gene Ontology annotation, biological process: phosphatidic acid biosynthetic process; triglyceride catabolic process. The annotation marks the transcript as partial.
AUGUCCGAAAGACUCGGUCAAAAAUCAGUUCUCAUUACAGGUUGCACACCUGGAGGCAUUGGCCAUGGUCUUUGCCACGAAUUUCACAAAAAGGGCCUUCAUGUAAUCGCUACCGCUCGCGAUCUAUCCGUUUUAAAGGAACUGGGGGCUCUGGGGAUUAGCACCGUCCAACUAGACGUGACAGAUCCUAUAAGCAUCAAAUCGUGUCACAAAAUUGUUACCGGGCUCACUGGAGGUCGCCUAGACAUUCUAGUCAAUAACGCAGGUCGUACCCACACUCAUCCUGCGCUAGAUCUUGAUAUCCAGGAUGUGCGGACAACAUUUGAGACUAAUGUCUUUGGGGUAAUGGCAAUGGUAGCUGGGUUCGCGGAUCUUCUGAUUGAAGCCCAGGGCUUGAUUAUCAAUAUCGCGUCUUUGGCGGCUCUGGUUCCGUACGCCUUCGGAAGUGCAUAUUGUGCUAGCAAAGGGGCCAUUGUCAGUUAUAGUCGCACGCUGCGUCAGGAACUACGUCCCCUUGGUGUGAGAGUCAUGGUUUGCAUGGUCGGCACGGUCAAGUCCAAUAUUCACAAUCGGGCGCAUAGAUCUCUGCCCGCAAACUCGGUGUACCAACCCAUCAGUGAGGUCUUCCAGAAGCGACUUACAUUCGUCAACAACAACAGUCCAUAUGAUACCGACUCGUUCUCACGAGAGCUUGUGGCGAACUCUCUGAGGAAUGAAUGGCCAUGGUUCAUGAGGAGUUGGGUGGGAAGGCCAGACUGGUUCUAUUAUGGUGGUUUGGCAUGGCUGCUGUGGUGGGGUUCGACUUUGUUUGGUGAAUGGGUGGUGGACUAUGUUUGUUGGAGAAUGUUUGAAUUGUGGAAGUUGGAGAGCCUGAGAUCGCGAGUCGAAGAGAUCCAUGAGGAAAAAGAG